AUGACUUCCACGUACCUCGCUUCGACUAUGAUGACUAGUACCCGCCGCUCUUCCUCACCCUUUGAAUUCGUACGGGGAGGAAAGCUCGAUAAUCCUUAUUUCUCAUCAAGUUCACAUUCGAACCCUCACAUUAUGGCGGAGAUGCAAUAUACAUCAAGCAUAAACGAUAGUAUAGUAGAAGCUCUGUCCACCUGGGCCGAUGCGAAUUUGGUAGUGCCCGACGAUGCAGACAUAGUAUGGAGCCGUACAAACGAUGCACCAGAACCUCCCAGAGGUCGCUCAAAUGAGCGGAGCUGGAGAAGGUUUGUCCAACGUGCUAAAAAUGCGGUAAAGCGCAGCGCACACUAA
Molecule: messenger RNA, 348 nt
Organism: Rhizoctonia solani
Lineage: Eukaryota; Fungi; Basidiomycota; Agaricomycetes; Cantharellales; Ceratobasidiaceae
Exons: 1
Coding region: 1-348 (115 amino acids)
Source: RefSeq, a predicted model, not a curated record